Messenger RNA from Salmo salar (Atlantic salmon), 4329 nucleotides. RefSeq names its product stAR-related lipid transfer protein 5. Gene Ontology annotation, biological process: cholesterol import. NCBI's taxonomy places the organism in Eukaryota, Metazoa, Chordata, Actinopteri, Salmoniformes, Salmonidae. Gene Ontology annotation, molecular function: cholesterol binding; cholesterol transfer activity. The record is from RefSeq and is a predicted model, not a curated record.
CACAUGAAUUUUUUUCAUCAGUUGAUGGGAAAACGGCUAGCUAGCCUGCUGGCUAAAUAAGCUUAAUCUUUACUACAAAUUAGUUUUAGAUGUUUAUGACAAUCAAUAUUUAUUUUAAGCAAGUCUGAGUCUUACUCACUUCAGGAACCUCGCCACUAACGAUAAUACAAGUCUUUCAUUCAAUAUUUUCAUUAGCUAACUAACGUUACACAAACGUUAGCUAGUUACUGUAAAUUCUCUUAUAUUGGCUUGUGUGGCUAACUGUUACUAAACGUAACUGUCUCAUAUUCAUAGAUCAUAUUUUAUGCUUCAUACAUUACGCUAACUUCAGCUAGUUAUCUUGUGUGUCAGUCUAAAUCCAUCCAUUUGGAAUCACGGCUAAUGUUAUCUAUCUAACUAGUCAGUUAGCCUGACAGCUGGCUAGCUAUUGAACAGGUUGCAAGUCCUCCAUCAUCACAUCUGCCAGGCGGACUCAACCAGCAUGGAUUACCAGAACACAGCGAAUGCAGUUGGGGACUGUCUUUUGAGCUACACCAAGGACGAGUCUGGAUGGAAAGUCUGCAAGAAAUCGAAUGACGUCAUCGUGUCCUGGCGGCCAUCGACUGAGUUCCCUGGGAAUGUAUAUAAGGGGGAGUCGGUGGUGAAGGGAAGUCCAGAGAAGGUAUGGGAGUGUCUGAAACCAGUGCCAAAUGGACUGCGGGUGAAAUGGGACAACAAUGUCAAGAAGUUUGAGCUGGUAGAGCAAGUCACUGAGAACAUCACUGUCUGCAGAACAGUCACUCCGUCAGCAGCCAUGGGCAUCAUAGCUCCCAGAGACUUUGUCGACGUUAUUCUAGUGAAGCAAUACGAAGACGGCACCAUUACAUCCAAUGCCACCCACGUGAGCCACCCGAGCUGCCCUCCCCAGUCAGGGUAUGUGAGGGGCUUCAACCACCCCUGUGGCUGCAUCUGUGUCCCCAUCUCUGGGGAGCCAAACAAAACACAGCUGUUCAGUUUCUUCCAGACGGACCUGGGGGGCUUCCUGCCUCGCUCCGUGGUCGACUCCUUCUUCCCAUCCAGCAUGGUGGAGUUCUACAGCAACCUGGCCAAGGCCAUCAAGUCCCUCAAGGACCACUGAUACACUCAUACUAUACCUUCCCUUAGCCCUGGUCCCAGAUCUGUUUGUGCUGCAUAACCAACUCCUGGCGGUACUCAGAUCUGGGACCAGCAUUCAGCGGGACCAAAAAACACAAUGAUUAGCUAUGUGAAUGGCUUAGUUUUAAAGAGGCUUUAUGGAACUUAUCACCUCAGGGGGCUUUUUAACUGAAAGGGAUAGAUUGAUGUAAAUGGAUUUUAAAAAUCCUUAUUAGAGAGCAUGGGGCACACCUCCCCAGGCCGUAUCUUUCUAGAUUAAAAUUGUGUUUCAUGAGUAAAUAAAUAUUGUUAUAUCAACCAUACAGGCAACACUCAAGCCAAAAAUGUAGAUAAACAAUUAGCAACUCAACUUCUGUACAGCCUCUUUAAAAGAGUGGUCACCUGGCCUUGGCUUGGAGCAAACUGUAUGUGAGCUUAAAGGGGGAUGAUAUGAGGGAAGGAAGGAGUGCAGCUUGUUUGUCCCAGCACUAACACAGCUGAUUUCAGGUCAUUGAGGUCUUGGUUCAUUUGUGUAGUAAUGGUGUGUUAGUGCUGGAGCAAAAAGCCUGCACCCCUGGUACUGUUGCUCUCUAGGACCAGGUAUGGUGGCCACUAGUGUAGUCUUACAAAAAGGUUGAGGGUCUGCUCUAAUUUCAUUCAACUCUGGGGAAAAAUAUUUAAUAUGAAUUUCUCAUAGAGGUUCAUGUGCAAUUUUAUUGAGUUGAAGCGAUUGAAAUGGAAUUGACCUUAGCCCUGAUGUUAAAGUUGCAAUUUGUAAGUUAUUUUUCCCCCUAUUGUAACAAGAGUACAAAAACAAUCCUGAUGAACCCACCCAAAAGAAACGCACGUUACAUUAUUGGACAUAAUGUAGUUCCUGUUCUUCUUUUGUUUUUCUUCAUGCAGGUACACUAGCAAACACCCAGCCUCUUAGUCCUCGAACCGGAAAUCCAACUUACAGACCGCACCUUUAAGCACUCUGGGCCGCACCUUUAAGAAUUGAUCUAGAGAGGUCAAUUUUGCCAAACUCUACUUCCUAAACAAUAAAUAUUUCCUGUACAUUUCCUAUUUAGUGAUGCAUCCCCCCCGCCUACUUUCCACCCCAAAAGAAUGAGGAUAGAUUUGAAAUCUAUAUUUUGUAUUCAGUGUCCUAAACACACGGAGGAUAUGUCCUCCUUCCCUUUUGUACUGUUGCUGUUGAAUACAGUCCAUUCUGUUACACUGGCUGCAUCCUACCUACAGUAACAUGCAUGUUGCAUGGACCUUACAGGAACCCCAGAAUGGAAUCGGAUUCCAUUGGGACGAGUCAUACCUCAUUUUUUGUUGUUCUUUGUAUACGGUAGUACUGUACUUGAAAUGUUCUGGUUUAACCUGUCUCCACAGCCCUUUAACCAAUACCUAAAGUUGGAAUCCGCAGUAGGGGGAAACGGUGCCACUGGCCGCCCCACCAGCAUUGUUAUUGUUGUUGCUGAGCUGAGGAGGGUCGUGCAGCAUGGUAAUAAAAUGCAGUACAUAUUGUGUUUUUCUAUCGUACGUGCGAUGAUGUCAGAGAUGGAAAUAACAGUGUUUGUAGUUUUCAGUAACUGGAAAGCGUUAUGGACAUGGUUGUUUUACCGUUGAGGAUUCCAGCUUUAACCAGUAACCUUUAGAGGGUGUAUAUACCGGCCCCCCCACUCUAUCCUAUUCCUAACCUUAACAUCUGCUGGAUUUAUAGACGUCUAACCUCCAAGCAAGGAUUUCUGCCUCAGUUACUUUUCUCUAUGUAGUAUGUAGAUGUCAAAGUAAGAACACUGCAUUAUUCUUAAGCAAAGUUAUUUGCAGUAUGUAUGGGCAAAUGGCAAUAUGAACAGCUUCAUCUAAUGAAGAAUGGACAAAGGGACAUCCGCUCGAGUAGGAGAGCUUCUGAAGGAUCUUGGGUUUUAUUCAGUGGGGUACAACAUGGUAUGCGUCCCAUAAGGCUCUGGUCCAAAGUAGUGCACUAUAUAGGGAGUAGGAUGCCAUUUGGGACAGCCAUGGAUUCCAACAUAUUUUAAAGCACAGCAGCAGCAUACGACUGCCAUAUUCUGGCAUCAGUUGUGACUAGUGUCAUUUUACACUGUAAAGAAACUUAUUACCAGCAUAGAGUUGAGAAAACCACUGUCUUUGAUAUGACACAAGAGGGCAUGGUCAUCCGUCUAGGCCAGGGUGCGUCUCCAUAGCUUUUUUUAAAUCAUCGGUGAAGGGAAAUAAUGAGAGCAAGCAUCAAUAGUAUUGAGAUACAUCCCUAGUUGGUGGAGGAAGCCUUUUCAUAGUAUUGAGAUACAGCCCUUUUAGGUGGAGGAAGCCUCCUCAGAGUAUUGAGAUAUAGCCCUAGAAGGUGUCUUCACAGUGCUGUACAGUCAACCAUCUGCAUGCCUGCUGAGUCCUCUACAUGUAUGUUGAUAAGCCAUUAUAUUAAUGAUGUUUUAGAUCAAUCUUUUUAGAAGCCUUGUGGUUAAGUUUCCUUUUGAAAUGAAAACACACUACUUAACGUCAUUUUCUUAUCCUGAGUGGAUAAUAACCUUAACUGACAAACCUUUACAAGUGCAUUGCAUUCCACCUCAUCCACAACCAAGUCCUAAAUGCUUGCUUUUUUAUCAUUGUUUGCCUUUUGUUGGUGUAAUACCAUGAAGGCAUUGUUUUGAUGUGUGUUAUUGUACUGUACGUGGAGCCUGAAGAUCAUACCUACCUACAGUGUAUUGCUGUCUUAAUGUCAGAGUACACACGUUGUCUAUUGGUGGCUUGUUUUUAAAAUGUACUCCAUCAUGCGUUUUGCGACAGAUGUGUAUGUUUUAGGGUACGUGUUGAAUGCUGUUUGUUGUCCUCAGCUCCUGAUUGGAAAGCACAGCUGCUAUGGAAAAUGGCUGCUAUUGAAAUAUACUAUUAGUUCAGUUGUCAAUAAAAGCAACACAGGAAAAUGUUUUUUUUAGGUCAGGAUUAGGGUUAUGAAAUUCUGGUAAUUUUUCUCAAAAAAAUAAAAUGUUCCUGAAAUCCCAGUUGGAAGAUUCCUGGAAUCAGUAGGGAAUACACGGGGAAUCUGGAUAUCCUCCAACCAGGAUUUCUGGGAAAUUGGGGAAAGUUACCACAAUUUUGCGACCCUAAUCCUGACCUGCACUCUACUGUACCGUACUGUAUACUGUAUGUUCCACCCAGCAGGUUUUGUGUUUCACCAGCAUCUGCAUUAAAAACUACUGACCGUUA